CCUCCACAGCUGGUGGCCCCGCCCCGCGGCAUGACCGGAAGUGCGCGGGGCCCCCCAAGAUGGCGCCCGAAACCCGGAAGUGAGCGGCGUCCGCUGCGAGGCUCGGAGAAACUGAGGCGCUGCGGGCUCCGCGCCCGGCCAGACCCGGGCCCGAGAUCAUGAUACCGCCGCCGCCGCCGCCACCACGGAGCGAGAAGCCCAGAUAGACACCCCAGCGGCCCCGGGUCCCGGAGUCCUGCUGCCUGCCGCCCGGCCGAGGACCCCACCCCGCCUGCCGCCCGAUGCUUGCAGUGGGGCCCGCCAUGGACAGGGAUUACCCGCAGCAUGAACCCCCGUCGGCAGGCAGCCUCCUGUACAGCCCGCCGCCCCUGCAGAGCGCCAUGCUGCACUGCCCCUACUGGAACACCUUCUCACUGCCGCCAUACCCUGCCUUCUCCAGUGACAGCCGCCCGUUCAUGAGCUCCGCCUCCUUCCUCGGCAGCCAGCCCUGCCCAGACACCAGCUAUGCCCCCGUGGCCACCGCCUCCAGCUUGCCACCAAAGACCUGCGACUUUGCUCAGGAUUCCUCGUAUUUUGAGGACUUCUCCAACAUCUCCAUCUUCUCCUCGUCUGUGGACUCCCUGUCGGACAUCGUGGACACGCCCGACUUCCUGCCGGCCGACAGCCUCAACCAGGUGUCCACCAUCUGGGAUGAGAACCCUGCCCCCUCCACCCACGACAAGCUGUUCCAGCUCAGCAGACCAUUUGCAGGCUUCGAGGACUUUCUGCCCUCCCACAGCACCCCACUUCUUGUCAGCUACCAGGAGCAGAGUGUGCAGAGCCAGCCAGAGGAGGAGGACGAGGCUGAGGAGGAGGAGGCGGAGGAGCUGGGGCACACGGAGACCUACGCUGACUACGUGCCGUCCAAGUCCAAGAUUGGGAAGCAGCACCCAGACCGCGUGGUGGAGACCAGCACACUGUCCAGCGUCCCACCCCCAGACAUCACCUACACCCUGGCCCUGCCCUCGGACAGUGGGGCCCUGUCUGCCCUGCAGUUAGAGGCCAUCACCUACGCCUGCCAGCAACACGAGGUCCUGCUCCCCAGUGGGCAGCGUGCGGGCUUUCUCAUCGGCGACGGGGCCGGCGUGGGCAAAGGCCGGACAGUGGCUGGAGUCAUCCUGGAGAACCAUCUGCGUGGCCGGAAGAAGGCAUUGUGGUUCAGCGUCUCCAACGACCUCAAAUACGACGCAGAGCGCGACCUGCGGGACAUCGAAGCCACGGGCAUUGCGGUGCACGCGCUCAGCAAGAUCAAGUACGGCGACACCACUACCUCAGAGGGCGUCCUCUUCGCCACCUACUCCGCCCUGAUUGGGGAGAGCCAGGCCGGUGGCCAGCACCGCACUCGCCUUCGGCAGAUCCUGGACUGGUGUGGGGAGGCCUUCGAGGGCGUCAUCGUGUUCGACGAGUGUCACAAGGCCAAGAACGCCGGCUCCACCAAGAUGGGCAAGGCCGUGCUGGGCCUGCAGAACAAGCUGCCCCUGGCCCGCGUGGUCUAUGCCAGCGCCACAGGUGCUUCUGAGCCUCGGAAUAUGAUCUACAUGAGCCGCUUAGGUAUCUGGGGCGAGGGCACCCCCUUCCGGAACUUUGAGGAGUUCCUGCACGCCAUCGAGAAGAGGGGCGUGGGCGCUAUGGAGAUCGUGGCCAUGGACAUGAAGGUCAGCGGCAUGUACAUCGCACGCCAGCUCAGCUUCUCCGGCGUCACCUUCCGCAUCGAGGAGAUCCCGCUGGCCCCAGCCUUCGAGCGUGUGUACAACCGCGCGGCCCUGCUGUGGGCCGAGGCCCUGAACGUGUUCCAGCAGGCGGCCGACUGGAUCGGCCUGGAGUCGCGCAAGUCCCUGUGGGGCCAGUUCUGGUCGGCGCACCAGCGCUUCUUCAAGUAUCUGUGCAUCGCCGCCAAGGUGCGCCGGCUGGUGGAGCUGGCCCGAGAGGAGCUGGCGCGAGACAAGUGUGUGGUCAUCGGGCUGCAGUCCACAGGCGAGGCACGCACGCGGGAGGUGCUGGGGGAGAAUGACGGGCACCUCGACUGCUUUGUCUCGGCCGCUGAAGGCGUGUUCCUGUCGCUCAUUCAGAAGCACUUUCCAUCCACCAAGAGAAAGCGGGACAGAGGAGUGGGCAGCAAGCGGAAACGGCGACCUCGGGGACGCGGGGCCAAAGCCCCCCGGCUGGCGUGCGAGGCGGCAGGCAUCAUCCGCAUCAGCGAUGACAGCAGCACAGAGUCAGACCCCGGCCUGGACAGCGACUUCAACUCCUCCCCCGAGUCCCUGAUGGAUGACGAUGUGGUCAUCGUUGAUGCCAUCGGGCUCCCCAGUGAUGACCGGGGUGAGGGCUCGCCUGACUGGCCAGGCACCUGUGGGUCAGGAUUCCAGUGCGAGGCUCCCCCGGCCUCCUGGCGGUCACCACCUACCCCAGGACCCCUGUGCCUCCCUCAGAGAGACCCGCAUGGCCCCGGGGUCCUGGAGCGGGUGGAGCGACUGAAGCAGGAUCUGCUGGAUAAAGUACGGCGGCUGGGCCGGGAGCUGCCAGUCAACACCCUGGACGAGCUCAUCGACCAGCUUGGCGGCCCCCAGCGGGUGGCGGAGAUGACCGGCAGGAAAGGCCGCGUGGUGUCCAGGCCCGACGGGACGGUGGCCUUCGAGUCGCGGGCAGAGCAGGGUCUGUCCAUCGACCACGUGAACCUCAGGGAGAAGCAGCGCUUCAUGAGUGGCGAGAAGCUCGUGGCCAUCAUCUCGGAGGCCUCCAGCUCGGGUGUCUCCCUCCAAGCUGACCGCCGCGUCCAGAACCAGCGGCGCCGUGUGCACAUGACCUUGGAGCUGCCCUGGAGCGCCGACCGCGCCAUCCAGCAGUUCGGCCGCACCCACCGGUCCAACCAGGUCUCUGCGCCAGAGUACGUCUUCCUCAUCUCGGAGCUGGCCGGGGAGCGCCGGUUCGCCUCCAUUGUGGCCAAGCGCCUGGAGAGUCUGGGGGCCCUGACCCAUGGAGACCGCCGUGCCACGGAGUCCCGUGACCUCAGCAAGUACAACUUUGAGAACAAGUAUGGCACCCGGGCCCUGCACUGUGUCCUUACCACCAUCCUGAGCCAGACUGAGAACAAAGUACCUGUGCCCCAGGGAUAUCCUGGAGGGGUCUCCACCUUCUUCCGGGACAUGAAGCAGGGCCUGCUGUCCGUGGGCAUUGGCGGCCGGGAGUCCCGAAAUGGCUGCCUGGACGUGGAGAAGGACUGUUCCAUCACCAAGUUCCUGAAUCGCAUCUUGGGGCUGGAGGUGUACAAGCAGAACGCCCUGUUCCAGUACUUCUCAGACACCUUCGACCACCUCAUCGAGAUGGACAAGCGGGAGGGCAAAUACGACAUGGGCAUCCUGGACCUUGCUCCCGGCAUCGAGGAGAUCUACGAGGAGAGCCAGCAGGUGUUCCUGGCUCCUGGGCACCCGCAGGACGGGCAGGUGGUCUUCUACAAGAUCAGCGUGGACCGCGGCCUGAAGUGGGAGGACGCCUUUGCCAAGUCACUGGAGCUGACAGGCCCCUAUGAUGGCUUCUACCUCUCCUACAAGGUCCGCGGUAACAAGCCCAGCUGCCUGCUGGCGGAGCAGAACCACGGCCAGUUCUUCACGGUGUACAAGCCCAAUAUCGGCCGGCAGAGUCAGCUUGAGGCUCUGGACAGCCUCCGCCGCAAGUUCCACCGGGUCACCGCGGAGGAGGCCAAGGAGCCCUGGGAGAGUGGCUACACCUUGUCGCUGACGCACUGCAGCCACAGCGCCUGGAACCGGCACUGCCGGCUGGCGCAGGAGGGUAAGGACUGCCUGCAGGGCCUGCGGCUGCGGCACCACUACAUGCUGUGCGGCGCGCUGCUGCGCGUGUGGGGCCGCAUCGCCGCCGUCAUGGCCGACGUCAGCAGCAGCAGCUACCUGCAGAUCGUGCGGCUGAAGACCAAGGACAGGAAGAAGCAAGUGGGCAUCAAGAUCCCCGAGGGCUGCGUGCGCCGCGUGCUACAGGAGCUGCGGCUGAUGGAUGCGGACGUGAAGCGCAGGCAGGCGCGCGCCCUGGGCUGCCCCGUCCUGCCCACACCGCGGCCACUGGCGCUUCCCUGCGGCCCCGGAGAGGUGCUGGACCUCACCUACAGCCCCCCGGCCGAGGCAUUCCCGCCGCCCCCGCACUUCUCCUUCCCGGCGCCGCUGCCCCUGGACACCGGCCCCGGCGUGGUGCCGCUGGGCGCCCCGGACGCCCAGGACCCUGCGGCCCUCGCGCACCAGGGCUGUGACAUCAACUUCAAGGAGGUGCUGGAGGACAUGCUGCGCUCGCUGCACGCGGGGCCGCCCUCCGAGGGCGCGCUGGGGGAGGGCGCGGGGGCGGGGGGCGCGGCGGGCGGCGGUCCCGAGCGGCAGAGCGUGAUCCAGUUCAGCCCACCCUUCCCCGGCACCCAGGCUCCUCUCUGACAGGCCUUUAAGCGAAACAUGCCCCAGGUCACAGGGACCGUUUUCCCCUCUAAGAACAGCAGUGGGGACCAGGGCCCUUGCCUGACCACUGCUCAGAGGAGCCCCAGGCCCCGGCCGCAGUGCCUUCCACGCCCGACCCGGGCCCUCACCUAUCAGCCCUGGCGGGGCCCACUCAGGACAGCUGGGGGCCGGGACGAGGCAGGGCCCUCUCUGUGCCUCUCUCCUCCCAAGUAGGAAGGGGCUCCGGGUGGCUGCUCUGGGACUGGGCUCAGUGGGCCCAAACCCUUAAAAUCCGUGAAACUGGGUGGUCCCAAGAGCUAGAAACUCAGGAAACCCCAGGUGCUCAGGGCCCCGCGUCUCGGGGGCUCUGUGGGGCAGACCCCCGCUAAUAUAUGCAAUUCCCCCUCCCCUAGCCCUUCUCUGACCCCUAAGUUAUUGCCUGCUCACCUCUCCCAGGCCCCAGGCCGCGGAGCUGGCAGGGUGGCGCCUGCGGUUUCUAUGUAUUUAUAGCAAGUUCUGAUGUACAUAUGUAAAGGACUUUUUUAAAUAUAUGUGCCUUUUGCCUACUUC
Piliocolobus tephrosceles (Ugandan red Colobus) is the source of this 5039-nucleotide messenger RNA. RefSeq names its product strawberry notch homolog 2 (gene SBNO2). Gene Ontology annotation, biological process: cellular response to interleukin-6; macrophage activation involved in immune response; osteoclast differentiation. The transcript is spliced from 32 exons. Lineage: Eukaryota; Metazoa; Chordata; Mammalia; Primates; Cercopithecidae. Gene Ontology annotation, molecular function: chromatin DNA binding; histone binding. The record is from RefSeq and is a predicted model, not a curated record. Gene Ontology annotation, cellular component: nucleus. Bases 282 to 4469 code for a protein of 1395 amino acids.